Molecule: messenger RNA, 1018 nt
Organism: Neomonachus schauinslandi (Hawaiian monk seal)
Lineage: Eukaryota; Metazoa; Chordata; Mammalia; Carnivora; Phocidae
Product: histone H3.3A
Exons: 4
Coding region: 358-705 (115 amino acids)
Cellular component (GO): nucleosome
Molecular function (GO): DNA binding; structural constituent of chromatin; protein heterodimerization activity
Source: RefSeq, a predicted model, not a curated record
AGACAUACCUAGUUUCUGCUUUAAUUAAAGAGAUUGAAGCAGAGGCUGUUAGGGGUCUUUUUGUUUUGCCGUUUGUCGCUCAGAUUUGGCAUUUUGAGAGAUGAUUGGCGUUAAUGCUAGCAAUUUUCUAGUUAUACAGUUUGUUUCAAGAAGUCCUAUUGGGGGGUAGACGUAAUCUUCACCCUUUCGAAUUAUAUUACAUUACGGACUAUUUUUUUUUUUUUUUGUACUGGUCAUAAUUUCCAGAUUUUCGGGGGUGGGGGUGAUGGUAGUGGCAGGAAAACUUGGAUGUUUGGUAGUUGCGUAUAUGAUGUUUGUUUUUUAAUGCUGGUAGGUAAGUAAGGAGGUUUUUGUACCAUGGCUCGUACAAAGCAGACUGCCCGCAAAUCGACCGGUGGGGUGAAGAAACCUCAUCGUUACAGGCCUGGUACUGUGGCACUCCGUGAAAUUAGACGUUAUCAGAAGUCCACCGAACUUCUGAUCCGCAAACUUCCUUUCCAGCGUCUGGUGCGAGAAAUUGCUCAGGACUUCAAAACAGAUCUGCGCUUCCAGAGUGCAGCUAUUGGUGCUUUGCAGGAGGCAAGCGAGGCCUAUCUGGUGGGCCUCUUUGAAGACACCAACCUGUGUGCUAUCCAUGCCAAACGUGUCACAAUUAUGCCAAAAGACAUCCAGCUAGCGCGCCGCAUACGUGGAGAACGUGCUUAAGAAUCCACUAUGAUGGAAAACAUUUCAUUCUUUAAAAAAAAAAAAAAAAUUUUCUCUUCUUCCUGUUAUUGGUAGUUCUGAACGUUAGAUAUUUUUUUUCCAUGGGGUGAAAAGGUACCUAAGUGUAUGAUUGCAAGUGGAAAAAUAGGGGACAGAAAUCAGGUAUUGGCAGGUUUUCCAUUGUCAUUUGUGUGUGAAUUUUUAAUAUAAAUGCGGGGACAUAAAGCAUUAAUGCAAGUCAAAAUGUUUCAGUGAACACGUUUCAGCAGUUCAACUUUAUAACAAUUAUAAAUAAACCUGUUAAAUUUUUCUG